Molecule: messenger RNA, 258 nt
Organism: Aspergillus niger
Lineage: Eukaryota; Fungi; Ascomycota; Eurotiomycetes; Eurotiales; Aspergillaceae
Exons: 2
Coding region: 1-258 (85 amino acids)
Source: RefSeq, a predicted model, not a curated record
AUGAUGGAGGAGGAUAAGUAUAGUACCAAGUUGUAUGGUAUGGUAAGAGUGGUGCGGAUGGUGGGUAUCCGGUCCGGUUUCGGUAUCUUCAAUACCGGUUUGGGAGGUAUGCGGAUUCCUACCGAUUCUCAUGCAGUGUUCCUGUCCACAGCUGCCCCAGUCAAUGGAGUGACUUACUCCAUCUUGGACACGUCUCCAUGCUGGCUGGGAAGAUCCUCCCACGAGCAGGAUGCACAUCCAGACCGCCGGUCCAUGUAA